Molecule: messenger RNA, 1203 nt
Organism: Cotesia congregata
Lineage: Eukaryota; Metazoa; Arthropoda; Insecta; Hymenoptera; Braconidae
Source: the annotation of a GenBank genome assembly
AUGGUGAGAUACUUGCCAUUUUUUUUUUUGUUUUCUGUUCUUUCGGUCGCUUUAGCAGACCGAGUGUACUUUCAAGAGGAAGGACGGAGAUGGAACACGCCGCCGGAGUUGAUUCCAGUUGGGAGCUCGAGAAAUCAAAAUGAAAAUAAUUCAGACGGACCUCAAGCGAGAUUUUUACCGCCGGGAAUAUCUGCAAGCCAAUCAACGUCAUUUUCCGCAGGACUCGCAGGUAUUUCAGCGUCGGACGCAAAUGCAUUUAAUUUAAACCACCCGAUUUUCGGUGGAAAUUCUGGUAAUUCUGCUAACAGCAACUCUUACUCUUGGGGUGAGGCAAGUUCUUCAUCCGCGGGAAAAGUCGUCAAUAAUCAGGCAAUUACAAACGCUCAAUCAAGCGUUGGCUCAUCAUCCAAUUCCGUUUCGUCGGGUGCGUCCUCAAGUGCUGGAAAUUUUGCUUCGUCUGCUUCAAAUGCUGCUACUUCAGCCAAUACCGAUCAUUCGUCUUGGAGCAAUCGUCCAAAUUACCAAGAUUACAAUCUAAAUAAUCCAUACAACAGGCCACAGCAAGUGAACAACUUUCCACAGAAAUGGGAACAAAAUUUACCGGCAUCGUCAAAUCAAAACUGGUCCCAAAAUCGCCAAGAAAAUAACAAAACUCCAUUGUUGCAAGUAUCAGGAGUUUCGGCAUCGUCAUCAGCCUCGAGUUCAUCGAACGGGUUCUCAUUUGGCCAAUCUUCGGUUGGCAGUAACUGGGGGAGCGACGGGAAACCCUCUUCGUGGGUCAACAAUCGCGCAGAGUCCUCGGGAAAUGCACAAAGUCUCGCUCAAGGAAAUGCAGCGGCCGUGCAACAAACUUCGGAUAAGAUUCACGGGAGUUUCAGCUCUGGCGCGAUUUCUGCGAGCUCUGUCGGAGACGGUCACGUACGAGGAACUUCGCUCUCGGAAAAUCGGGGGCAGUUCAACCGCGGAGAAGUUACGGGUCAGUCUGCUGGCAACUCAGAUAUCCGCGGUACCGCAAACGCUGGAACGGUGUCGCUUAUUAAAUUUUCCGAUAAUCCAUCAACCCCUAGGGAAUUUAUUGGCAGUAAAUUUGAUGGUAAUAGUGGGCAAUUAUCGAGACGAAGGCCGAAAAUGAGGCGCAGAAAUCCUGUUGAUAGAUUUUUGACAGAUAUUACUGACACUGUUGUUGAUUUGUUUGAUAUUUAA